CUGGCAGUGAAUAUCGGAACGUAGCCCAAAUCUGCACCAAACCAAACCAAACUUAAGCAAACCACUUGUACAAAAAUACCUGUAAUACUAAGUAUUAGUAAUUGUUUAAUAAUUUCUACAUGGAUACGUCACAGCUGAGAAAUUUCAAAGAUUUUCUUCUGCUUUAUAAUCAAAUAUCUGAGACUUGCUUUAGAAAAUGUACAAAUACUUUUCUGUCUCGAGAAAUUACCUCGGAUGAAGAUUUUUGCAUAAGCAAUUGUGCACAGAAAUAUAUUAACGCAAAUCAUAAAGUAAUGGAAAUAUUCAUGGAACUACAACCUAUAAUGGUACGUAAAAGAAUGGAAGAAAUAAACAGCGCUCAGGAAGCAUUAGUAAAUCAGAAUCAUCAAGUAGAACAAAAGACAGAAUAAUCUAUAUUUAUCGUUGUUUUAUAUAUUUGAUAUUGUACAUAUUUACUGAAAUAAAUAAAAAAAAUAAUUACA
This is a messenger RNA of Pseudomyrmex gracilis, 482 nucleotides long. Its product is annotated as mitochondrial import inner membrane translocase subunit Tim10 B-like. Gene Ontology annotation, cellular component: mitochondrial intermembrane space chaperone complex. NCBI's taxonomy places the organism in Eukaryota, Metazoa, Arthropoda, Insecta, Hymenoptera, Formicidae. The record is from RefSeq and is a predicted model, not a curated record. The coding region runs from base 120 to 410 and encodes 96 amino acids. The transcript has 3 exons.